AUGGAGUCUUCAUUGCGAGAUUCCAGCCCGAUGGCCGAGGAUAGCCACGAACACGCGGUCCUCCUUCCUCGCGAGCUCCCGGAUACCGAUCGGGACGAAUAUGACGGGUUCUCCCGCCAGCGCCGUCACUUAGGCCUGUUAUCAACGACCUUUUUAAUAACUAACCGUAUGAUUGGCACUGCUAUCUUCUCUACGCCGUCUGCCAUUGCCGCCAGUGUCGGGAGCGCAGGCGCUGCGUUGGCCCUCUGGGUAGUUGGCCUGAUUCUAGCAUACUGCGGUCUAUUUAUCUGGAUCGAACUGGGAUCUCUCAUGCCGCGCAGUGGUGGUGAGAAGGUGUACUUGGAGGCUGCGUAUCCGAACCCGCCGAUGCUUGUAACGACGGUGUUUGCAGUACAUAUUAUCUUUCUUGGGUUUACAGGCAUUGGCAGCGUGGUUGUAGCUGAAAAUAUUUUGCUCGCUUUGAACGGAUCCGCAACUGAUUGGGUAAAGAGAGGAUUGGCGAUUGCUGUCCUCGCGAUCAUUGCCACGAUACAUAUCAGGUUCAGUGCACUGGGGGUGAAGAUCAUGAUACUUAUCCUGUUUUUGAUCAUUGUUGCCGGUCUGCGUGCUCUUCGAGGCGAUCUCCCCCAGAUCCCUGACCCGGCUAGUAGCCUGAAGUCGCCCUUUACAGGCUCUUCAUCUUCUGUAUCCCGUUACACCAAUGCCUUGUUCAAAAUCCUGGCCACCUACCAAGGCUGGUCAAAUGCCGCAUACGUUCUUGACGAGGUGAAGGACCCUCGCAAGGUUCUAAAGAUAGCUGGCGUCGUGGGCGUGGGAUUGGUAGGGAUACUCUAUACCCUCACCAAUAUUUCCUACUUUAUUGUCGCUACUCCAGACGAGAUCAGCAAGACUGGAGUCACAGUUGUCGCACUCCUGAUCGGUAAAGUAUUUGGAGAUACUAUGCUCUGGUUGACAGCUACCCUGGCGGCCUUAUCGUCAUUCGGGAACCUGAUGACAGCAUCUUUUACAAUGUCGAGAGUAGUUCGGGAAUUCGCUAGGGAGGGGAUAGUCCCCUAUUCUCGGUUCUUUGCCGCUACGACGUCCUCCGGCUCGCCUUCAGCAGCGUUUCUUCUUGUAUUCUUGUCAUCAGCAGUUAUGAUUCUAUUUAUUCCAUUUGGGGAAGUAUAUAAUUUCCUCCUAGAUGUCAGCCAGUACGCCAUCGCCCUAGUCAACGUCCUUGUCGUCAUCGCACUUUUCAUCAUUCGUCGGAAACAACCCCACAGGCGCACUUUCCGAGCUUGGACUCCCGUCAUCUAUUUAUUUCUUGCGUCCCAAGUGUUUUUGCUCGUCACGCCGUUCAUUCCUGCAGCGCUAGACACGGGCAGAGCUCUGCCGCCUUGGCUGUACUCCGUGGUUGCGCUUCUAGUCUUUUUCGGCUCUGGAGUCUACUGGUUUAUGUCAUGGGAAGUUCUUCCCAGGCGCGGCCAGUUUGUUUGGACUGCGCGGGAGUCAGUCCUCGCAGAUGGAUCUUCAGUUGUCUUGUGGGACAAGGUGAAGAUUAACUAA
Aspergillus nidulans FGSC A4 is the source of this 1545-nucleotide messenger RNA. RefSeq names its product APC family permease. Gene Ontology annotation, cellular component: membrane. Bases 1 to 1545 code for a protein of 514 amino acids. The record is from RefSeq and is a predicted model, not a curated record. Lineage: Eukaryota; Fungi; Ascomycota; Eurotiomycetes; Eurotiales; Aspergillaceae. Gene Ontology annotation, molecular function: transmembrane transporter activity. The transcript has 5 exons. Gene Ontology annotation, biological process: transmembrane transport; L-alpha-amino acid transmembrane transport.